Molecule: messenger RNA, 2661 nt
Organism: Vespula pensylvanica (western yellowjacket)
Lineage: Eukaryota; Metazoa; Arthropoda; Insecta; Hymenoptera; Vespidae
Product: lysophosphatidylserine lipase ABHD12
Exons: 10
Coding region: 976-2064 (362 amino acids)
Biological process (GO): monoacylglycerol catabolic process; phosphatidylserine catabolic process
Cellular component (GO): endoplasmic reticulum membrane
Molecular function (GO): monoacylglycerol lipase activity; phosphatidylcholine lysophospholipase A1 activity
Source: RefSeq, a predicted model, not a curated record
CUUAAACGACGAUAGGAGCGUGUAUCAAAAACAUAAAAGAAAUAAAUUGCAUAAAAUACAAUGCACAUAAAGAGUUGUCACUGACUAAUAGGUUUUAAUAAUCGAUUUAAAUGUGAUCUAAUUGUUAACAAAUUGUCAAAAAUCAAAUCUAAUUAUUUGAAACUUUUGAUUGUUUGUAAUUAGUACAUUAAAUAUUUCUACUUAAUAAAUUUUACAUUACAAUUGGAUUUCGAAUAAACGAUAAGAAAAAAGAACGUAAUUACAAUUCGUGGAAAAAUCAUAAAGCGCAAUUUCUGUGGAUUAUUCAGCCAUACGUCAUACCGUUCUAUAGUCCGAAGUAAGCUAUCCAUUUUAUUGUCUGCUUUCUUUGAUUUGUUUCAGUAUAUAUCCUAAGCUCCAUUAGUAAAGGUCGACAUAUUAGUGAUUUAUAAUCGCUCAUUGGUGACAAUUACCUUCUUUUUAUAAUAUAACUUGUGAAUAUUAGAAAAAAAAAAGAAUUUUAAUCCAAUAUUUUAAUUAAACAUUGAAUUUAAGUGUUAAAAAGAUUAAUCAUUUAUUAAUCAACAUUAUAGUUACUAUUGUUAACACAGGAAAAAGAAUGAGUGUGCUUUCUUUUAAUGAUAUUUUAUAAUAGUUUAUUAUAAUCAUAGCUGAAGUGUAAUUAUACAUAUUAUAAUUAUAUUGAUAAUUGUGUCGAUUUAUCAAUAUUUCUUAUAUUCAUUUAAUAUGUUAUAUUGGUUGCCAAAAAAACGCUUAAUAAAAAGGUAACAAUUUCUUUUGUUGUACGUGCAUGAUAACAAAGGCAAAGAAUACUUAAUAGGAUUAAGAAAUAGAUAUUUUCUUGUAUAUAUUUGCUAUUAAUAUAUUAACUUAUGAGCAUAUGAAUAGACAGUUAUUCAACCAUUAUUCAACAAAGCCUUUUAAUACAAAAGACUUGUGACAGGAAUCCUUAAGCUUUGGUAGCUACUAACAAACAUGCGAUCGAGUUAUCUACUCUUAGCAGCAGUGAUACCAUUCAUCGUCCUUGAUAUUUGGUACACAGGAAUAUGUUUAUUAUGGAUUAUGAAAGUAUCAAUCCUAACUUAUCUUAUUUUAUUUGGUAUUCUACCCAUUAUAUUUCAUUAUUCUUAUACAGUACAAAAAAAAAUUCUUUUUCUAAAUUUUGUAUACUGGCCACUUAACACUGAUUUUUCAAAGCCAGAGUUUCUUGGCUUGAAAGGAGUUAGAAAUUUUUACUUGCAUACCGAGGAACAUGUAAAAUUAGGAGUAUGGCAUAUAUUGCCACGAUCUUUAAUAAAUGAUUCAUUUGCUGCAAAAAGUGAAGUUUUUGAAACUUCUUUAUAUAAUAGUAGUAAACCAGUUUUUAUAUAUAUGCAUGGAAAUAGUGGAAAUAGAGCAAGUAGCCAUAGAUUAGAACUUUAUAAACUUUUCCAAGACUUGGAUUAUCAUAUUGUGUGCUUUGAUUAUAGAAGUUAUGGAGAUAGCGACAAAGCAGAACUUUCAGAAACAGGUAUUGUUAAUGAUAGUAAAUAUAUUAUUGAAUGGGUAAUGGCUAAAGUUAAUGGCACUGCACCUGUUUUUAUUUGGGGACAUUCUUUGGGUACUGGAGUGUCCACGCAUGCAUUAGCAUUAUUAGCUGCUAAAGGUACAAUACCUACGGGUUUGAUACUUGAAUCACCUUUCAAUAAUAUUAUUGAUGAAAUAAGCGAACAUCCAUUUGCACAGAUAUUUAAACACUUACCAUGGUUCAAUUGGCUAGUUGUAGAACCUUUCUAUAACAAUGGUUUACGAUUUGAAUCGGACAAACACAUUGGAAAUGUUACUUGUCCUAUUAUGAUAUUACAUGCUGAAGAUGAUAAUAUUAUACCAUUGUACUUGGGUGAAAAAUUAUAUCAAGCAGGAUUGAAUUAUCAUAAAAAUGAAACAAAUUUAAUUGAAAUGAUUAGAAUAGAUGCAUUAUAUGGACUUGGACAUAAAUAUAUUUGUCGAUAUAAAAUAUUACCAAACAUAAUUGAGUCGUUUGUAACAAAAUUACAAAAAAACAAGACUGAAGAAAAUACUUAAUCUGUCUAUAGUAUUAUUAUGCAAUUAUGUUUCUAAUAGAGAUUUGAUGGUAUUUUAUAUACUUAUAAAAGAGUAUAUUACAAAAUGAAUGCUAUAUAAUUAAUUUAAAAAAGUAUAUUAAUAACAUUAUGCUCUAAAACAUUCUAUUUAGAAAAUACUCAUUUACACGAAUAUAAUUACGAGAACAGAAAAUUGAUUAUAUUGGUGUUAAUUUUAUAAUAAAAUAUCGAAACAUAGAAUUUCAAAUACAAUACAUUUAUUUUUAUAUGUAUUGUAAUGAAAAUAACUUUCUUGUAUUGAUGUGAGUUUGCUGUACAGUUUCUCAGGUUAUUAAAAAAAACAAAUGUAUCGUUAAAUUACAAACAGAAUUAAUAAUGUAGUAGUUACGUAAUUUACUAGUGUAAAUUACUUUCUGUAUUAUUUUUAAUUUUAUUCAUUGAGUAAUAAGAAUUUGUUUUGAAAAAUAUAAGUAUGAGCUGAGUGUAUUUGAUUCUUAUGGUAUAUAUUUGUGAUAAACAUCGUCAUGUGUUUAUAAUGUAAUUGUAGAAUAUAAAUGUAAAGGUUAUAUAAAAUAAAUUUCAAUAGUAGUUUCUUGAA